Gryllus bimaculatus (two-spotted cricket) is the source of this 420-nucleotide messenger RNA. The record is from the annotation of a GenBank genome assembly. Lineage: Eukaryota; Metazoa; Arthropoda; Insecta; Orthoptera; Gryllidae.
AUGAAUCGGUGUCGAAUAUCAUCGCGCGGCAAGAAAGAGACCCGCUUUGGCAAAGCCCGCUGCGAUGCAAAACGAGAGAGCGUGGGAUCUGGGUUGCUGCAGGUGGCCUUGAUGAAUUACCGCCGGCCCGUUCGUCCAUUAGGGAGUCCGAAAGCAGACCACCGGAUCCGAAAUGGACCAGUAAUUAACGGAACUGCACUGCGCUGGAGGCUCCUCUCAGCCCCACGAAUGCUCAGGUGUAUUCGCUCGGCGGGGGUCGAACCCGCGCACGCACUGGGUGUUCAGAGAUCUGUAAGCUCACCCGCCGAGGCGACUAAACGAGAAGAAGAAGAAGAAGAAGAAGAAGAAGAAGAAGAAGAAGAAGAAGAGACAGAAAUAAGAUGGGAAGGAAGAAAACAGAGAGUUGAAGAAGCAGGAUAG